GUAAGCCACGAAAGUAAUAAAGUGUUCUUACCUUGUGUUGGUACCUGUCUCUUAUUUGUGUGCAUGUGUUAUUAUUCUUUGAGUGUUAGGCUGGCCGAGACUUGGUUUAGGCGCCAUCACGGAAACCUCCUAGGUCCCUAGCUUUGAAAAACAAAAAAAAAAGUUAGUCUACAAAUUAUCCCGUGACACUGGUUAAUUUCAAAUUCCAUUUCAAUAUUUUGAUGUUACCCCUUAUGGUCUUAUCCUACCACGGGAGUUCUUUUGUGUUCAUUGGAUAAUUUUAUCGAAGCCAAAAAAAAUCCAAUAAUUUCACUACAAAAAUGAGACCAAAAAGAGAGGACAAAAGAGCCCAAUCCUCUCCACCAAGAAACAGAGGACGCACCACCACCAGCUCACCGUCGCGCGCCUCCAGAAUUUCCCCUCCGUCAGCUUCACUCUCCGACCAAACCACCUCCGAGUUGAUCACUGAGUUCGAAGAAUACCGAGUCACUGAAACUUCUGAGUACAACCCACGAAGCUUCCCUUACAGAGUGAAGCAACAAUGCUGGGAAAAGGCAGAGAAAGUCAACGGUCGAGACCCAAGUCGUUGGAGAAGGGACCCACUUGGGAAUAUCGUCUUCCGCAAGCUUGUUGGUUGCCCUGGGUGCUUGUGCCAUGACUAUGACCACAUUCUUCCUUAUUCCAAGGGGGGAAAAAGUACGCUGGAGAAUUGUCAGGUUUUACAGGCUACUGUUAAUCGCUCGAAAGGGAAUCGAACUGACAUAUCCAGAGCAGAUCUGAUACAAAAGAGUUCCUAUUGUCGAGUUUCAGGCCGUGACAUGGACCUCCUUGAGUUGUCGGCAUUUGGUAAUGUCCGUCGAGGAGAAGAUUCAGGUGGAUGUAGAAUUCAGUAACACUGAAUGGUAGCAAAGAGGUUCUCGUGUUAUAUGCUCAUAAAACAUUCUUAGUUCCUCCUUGAUGCUCACGGAGUCAUGGUUCAUCGAGGAAAAGAUUCAGGUGUAUGUAGAAUUCAGUAACAACACAAAAUUGAUGUUCUUCUCGCGUUUUAUGUUCAUAAAACAAUCUUAGUUCCACCUUUCAUUAGGAGAUGAUCAUUACCUAGCAUUUAGCAAAAGCUGUCGUAACUUGUAUACUCUGAUUAGAUUAUUUCAGGUGUAUACGUGAUGUCUGAUGAAUGUGAUGAUGCAAUUGUUUAUAGGUUUAAAAUAAUAUUGUAAUUACUGUUAAUAAUUUUAUUUUUUUUAAAAAAAAUAAUAAUAAUAAAAGUCCUGCAAUUAA
Messenger RNA from Chenopodium quinoa (quinoa), 1278 nucleotides. RefSeq lists its product as uncharacterized. NCBI's taxonomy places the organism in Eukaryota, Viridiplantae, Streptophyta, Magnoliopsida, Caryophyllales, Amaranthaceae. Bases 321 to 893 code for a protein of 190 amino acids. The transcript is spliced from 4 exons. Gene Ontology annotation, molecular function: zinc ion binding; nucleic acid binding; endonuclease activity. The record is from RefSeq and is a predicted model, not a curated record.